AUGUCAAGUUACAUGGACGGACCCGAGAGCACCGACUCUGAAUUCGAGGACGUAUUCGAUGCUCAUUUCGAUCGUUACUCUACGCGUAAUUCACAGCUUUUACGUAAAGUUGAUGCGUUACAAAUAGAGGUGGGAAGACUGUCAAUGGAGAAUGAACGGGUGAGGGGUGCCCUUGCAACGCAAGAAAACAGGGCAAAUCAGCUAGCGCUGGAUCUCCAAACCGAGAGGAUCAGGAGCGAGCGGGCGACGGCUGAUCACAAGGCAAGCAUCAAUCGGUGCAGUGCCAGAAUUACUGAAUGUCAGCGAAAGAUUGAGGAAAAGGAAGACGAAGUUGAAAGACUUCUCGUCGACCUGUACAAGGCAAGAAGGAAUUUGCCUCUGAAACGCGGGCAUCAAGAAGGCACACAUAAUGUGCUGCUCGCCGACAUGGGAGAAGAAUUCAUGUUGGCGAGCAUGUCCAGAAGGAACGACCUAUGCGGACCUCCCAUGGUGCUCCGUACAGUUUUAGAAGUGACUGUGCGGAUAACAUCUGGAAGGGAGACCAUGAGGUCUAUGUCUCGGCUUCGGGCACCCAACCGUCACGAAUAUGUUCGGACGGAUACCGCUGCCGAGACGAUUUGCGGCGAUGUUGGAGAGGAGCCUAGACAGAAUUGA
Molecule: messenger RNA, 654 nt
Organism: Cylicocyclus nassatus
Lineage: Eukaryota; Metazoa; Nematoda; Chromadorea; Rhabditida; Strongylidae
Source: the annotation of a GenBank genome assembly